This is a messenger RNA of Anarrhichthys ocellatus (wolf-eel), 963 nucleotides long. RefSeq names its product 6-pyruvoyl tetrahydrobiopterin synthase-like. Gene Ontology annotation, cellular component: mitochondrion. The coding region runs from base 88 to 519 and encodes 143 amino acids. NCBI's taxonomy places the organism in Eukaryota, Metazoa, Chordata, Actinopteri, Perciformes, Anarhichadidae. Gene Ontology annotation, biological process: tetrahydrobiopterin biosynthetic process. The record is from RefSeq and is a predicted model, not a curated record. The transcript has 6 exons. Gene Ontology annotation, molecular function: 6-pyruvoyltetrahydropterin synthase activity.
GUCUGUAGGUUUUUCUUCAAUAUUGUUUUAGGUGCAGACCUUUAGAUCUCACAUCUCUGGUUCUCGUCUUUGGAUCCGGUUCCGAACAUGUCCGGGUCUUCUGAGGAGCGGGUUGGAUACAUCACGCGGGUCCAGAGCUUCAGCGCGUGUCACCGGCUACACAGCGUUCACCUGAGUGAUGAGGAGAAUAAACGAGUCUACGGGAAAUGCGACAACCCUAACGGACACGGACACAACUACAAAGUGGAGGUCACAGUGCGUGGAAAGAUCGACCGGCUCACUGGGAUGGUCAUGAACCUCACCGACCUGAAGAGAUGCAUCGAGGACGUCAUCAUGACCCCACUGGACCAUAAGAACCUGGAUCAGGACGUCCCGUACUUCUCCAACGUUGUCAGCACCACAGAAAACGUCUCCGUCUACAUCUGGGACCACAUGGUGAAGGUUCUACCUCCAAACCUUCUGCACGAGAUCAAAAUACACGAGACGGACAAGAACAUCGUCGUCUACAGAGGAGAGUAGAGUGAUCGUCUACAGGAUGAGAUGUUAUUAAAGUACUGUUCUGACAUGAAGUCAAUUAAUUCAGAUAUGAAACAUUAAAGUUAUCAUCAGAGGUUCAGCUGGAGGAGCGACGAUGAUCUCACUGUUCAGAGCUCUGGAUUAUUUAUGACAAUAAAAACAUUAGUGGAACAUUAGAGUGUUUGUUUUGUCUGAAAACAUGAAUCGACUGUUAAAUAAGAAUUGUUUAUGUAAAUGUUUAGUUUGAUUUGCACAACAAUUGAGAAAAACUUUAUAUGAAAACAUUAACUUUCUGGAAAACAAAAAAAAUACGAAGUUCAGAUCAGAAGUGUGCGUUAGAAGUAGCUCUGCAGAGGUUCUCCCAGGAUGUUCUCCAUCUCCUGAACCACCUUUUGGACCUGCUGCUCCACCUCCUCACACUCAUCUGGAACACACACAUCACUCAUG